AUGGGUGAAAAAGCAACAACGAAUGAGGUGAUCGCUGGUCUCCUCAAUGCACUUCGGGAUAUAGAUUGGUAUGGUGUCCGACCGAAAGCGCGUGAAGCCCUCGGAAAAAUGGGUGAAAAAGCAGCAACGAAUGAGGUGAUCACUAGUCUACUCAAUGCACUUCCGGAUGAAAAUUCCGAUGUCCGACGGACAGCAUGUGAAGCCCUCGGACAAAUUGGUGAAAAAGCGGCUACGAAUGAGGUGAUCGCUGGUCUGCUCAAUGCACUUCAGGAGGAAAACUUCGAUGUCCGACGGAAGACGAGUGAAGCCCUCGGAAAAAUUGGUGAAAAAGCAGCAACGAAUGAGAUGAUCGCUGGUCUUCUCGAUGCACUUCGAGAUGAAGAUUCAGGUGUCCGACACAUAGCAUGUGAAGCCCUCGGGAAAAUGGGUGAAAAAGCGGCAAUGAAUGAGGUGAUUACUGGUCUGCUGACGGCACUUCGGGAUGAAGAUAGUCUUGUCCGACAGAGAGUGCAGCAAGCCCUCGAAAUAGUGGGUGAAAAAGCGUCAACGAGUAAAAUGAUCGCUGGUCUGCGCAAUGCACUUUACGAUGAAGAUCGGCGUGUCCGAUGUAUAGCAUGUGAAGUCCUCGGAAAAAUUGGUGAAAAAGCGGCAACGAAUGAGGUGAUCGCUGGCCUGUGCAAUACACUUUACGAUGAAGAUUGUGAAAUCGAAACACUCUUCAAUUAUGACUUAUCUAGUGAAGAUCGACGUAAACCUGUUUCAGAAGCUUGUGAUGCAAUUCAACAUGCACUUUUAAAUCAUUUUGUUCCUCGAUUCCUUGGUCUGGGUCACUUAAAUCGUUCAACACUGCUCUCUCAUUACACGUCUUAUUCAAGAAUUUUCUUUGGUGAAGGCACCUGCCUCAUAUGGGACGGCACCUACUUAUAUAUCAACAAGAGUAGGGACCAUCUGCUACAAAAGCAAACUUAUUUUGGGCGGAAAAAACGUCAUCUGGUGCAGAUGAUGUCAAUUACAUUUCCUGAUCGAUAUGUUUCAGAUACAAUUGGACCAUACGCUAGAACAGAAAAUGAUGCCACGAUCGCUCAGCACAUUACCCAAGUAAAUGAACAAUUGCAACAGUGGUGUGAGCCCGAGGAUGUAGCAAUUGUCGAUCGAGGUUUCGAUCGAGUUCAGGAAGUUUUGGAAGAUAUGGGACUAGUUGUAAGAAUGCCGUCAUUUUUUAAAGGCAAACAACACUCCACCGAGGAGGCUAACCAAGCAAGAUUGGUAGCCAAGGUUCGCUGCGGCAUAAAAGUGUAUCAUGCUCGGUUGAAAAAAUUCACCUUCUUGCAACAUACUAUUCAAAAUUCAUUAUUUGGCAAGAAUGGUCCAUAUGUUAAAACCGUCACAGCGUCACUCAAUUGUUUUCGAUCACCGAUUUUUAAAUCAAGUGAUCCAAAAAAAGAAGAAAAAUUGGCGCGCAUCAUCAUAGCACGUGUUAAAGCUAACAAUCAACUACAAACAAGCGUACAAAAAGAGCAUUGA
Molecule: messenger RNA, 1524 nt
Organism: Rotaria sp. Silwood2
Lineage: Eukaryota; Metazoa; Rotifera; Eurotatoria; Philodinida; Philodinidae
Source: the annotation of a GenBank genome assembly